GGGAGGACGCAGGGCAGGAGGGACGAGCGGGAAGGCGGCGGGUGAGUGGGGUCGGGCGGACAGCCCUCCCCUCCCCAUCCAGGCCCUCGGGACGUCCUGCCUCCUGGUCGGGGAGCGCAACCAAGUGCGUGCGUGAAUGGACGCAGACCUCAGCUGAAUAUUUUGGAGGUUUGUGAAAAACAUCAAGACUUGCCUAAGGACGUUUUGAUGGCAUCUGUGUAUCUAACGCUGAGGAGCCUACUAAAGCAAAUGCACCUGUUCGACUGUCAAGGUCUGGAUAAUGGGAGAGCAACUGUUAAACAACUGUGUCCUUGAUCAAUUUAUUAAUAGACACGAGCAGUCAUAUGAAGAGUUUAGGAAGACAAUUCAAGGAAGUAAAAUAGACUCCCUAAGAAAAACAUUUUCUGCUUCUGAAUUAUCAAACAGAAAUGAACAGGAUGGCUCACAGGGAAGAAGCAAAGAAAUGCGGGUGUUUCUUCCUCCACAGAUGCCAAAUGAGUGAGAAACAAUGAUGAGUGAGAGCUGGAAAGGUGGUGGUUCUGAUGGAAAUCAUCUCAGUCUGCCUGAAAGAGUGAAGGAGGACUAGCACUUAGAUUUGGAAGACAUAGACACAAAUGAGGAGAUGGUGAAGUUGCCUAUUUUUUAUUCAGCAGGAUCGUUAGUUCUCCCUGGAGAGGUAGAACAGACUAUGACUUACUGUACACCCUUUUUUGAUAAGCCUAUUGAACUGAAGUUCAGAACCUCGUCAGUUCCACAGCCAUCAGACCGGAAAGCCCAAGGGCUACUAGGGUAUGAUGUUCAACUAUUUUCACUUGAUGAAGAAUUUGAUUAUGACAAUGUGGCACUGGCCCUUAAGUUCUCUGAAGCUGAGCUGAUGGCCAUUAUAGAAUUGUCUGGAGAGAAGAAAACCGGGCAAAUAUCAAGUCAGUAGGAGCUGAAGACUGAGUGA
Cuculus canorus (common cuckoo) is the source of this 949-nucleotide messenger RNA. It is a transcript of the gene IFTAP, whose product is annotated as intraflagellar transport associated protein. Gene Ontology annotation, molecular function: intraciliary transport particle A binding. Gene Ontology annotation, biological process: acrosome reaction; spermatogenesis. NCBI's taxonomy places the organism in Eukaryota, Metazoa, Chordata, Aves, Cuculiformes, Cuculidae. Gene Ontology annotation, cellular component: 9+0 non-motile cilium; cytosol. The record is from RefSeq and is a predicted model, not a curated record.